Molecule: messenger RNA, 3186 nt
Organism: Fomitopsis serialis
Lineage: Eukaryota; Fungi; Basidiomycota; Agaricomycetes; Polyporales; Fomitopsidaceae
Exons: 23
Coding region: 1-3186 (1061 amino acids)
Molecular function (GO): NAD+ poly-ADP-ribosyltransferase activity
Source: RefSeq, a predicted model, not a curated record
AUGGAAUCGGAUGGGGAACGUGUGCGCAAGCGUCAAAAGUGCUCAGAUCGCAACUCGGACAACGUGGCCUCUGGCUUGCCCGCAACCUCAAUGACAACAGACGCGCCACUGGCAAUGAAAAGUACCCUCAAGGGCCGACGAAGAUACAAUGCAGACAUUGCGGACAUGGAGAAACAUCGCAACAACUUUCGACGUGGAGACGAAGACAGCACGUUUGAAUGUCGUAUUGUGGGCUCGGACCAGCGAGUAAUGGCGGCCUUGAACUUCUUCAUCUCUGACACGUCCGACUACCCGGAGAACCACACGUUCUUCUGCCAUUCAUCCGACGAGAAUGUCCCUGAUGUCGUCGCGCAAGCGAUUGAAGCUCUGCACGAGGAGCAGUCGCGUGCCAUCGAGGACAUGCUAGAGAGGCUACUGACCGUGCUCGCGAAGAAGCUUGCGGGCGACGUAGACACGGAUGAAGAGAUGGAGGAAGACGACUUCGACUACGAUGGACACUCGGACGACGGACUAGAUCUCGACAUCGUCGACAAGGAGAAGAUCGACUACCGCCUGCUACAAACCCAUUUCAACGAGGUGGUGGCCUACGGAUACCGCCCAGGCUUCAUACCGUUCGGAGUCGACGACUUUGUGCUCUCAGUCUCUAUCCCGAUCAUCAGGCUUGCGCGGGACAUCCCCGCCCGUGCCCUGAUGGCCUGGGACAGACGGCUGCUCUCGCGAACGCAGCAUCUGACGUUGCUGGUGACAGGUUUGCGUGGCACAUACCCCGUGCUACAGGCCGACGGCACAGUGCGCUCGGAUGCGGCCAUGCGUGGCAUCUCUCCGCAAUUCAGGAUCGGACUCACGCCGAUCUACAAGCCGCAGAAGGAGCAUGUGGCGGCGGUCGUGCGCGUGUUUGGGUUGAAGGAGCAGCCGUCUGACGCGCCGCCCGCCAAGGAGCUCUUCGACGAGCCCUUGUCGGAUGACGAAGGAGACAUAGCACUGCCCUCGGAUGAAGAGCCAGCAGUCGAGGAAUCCACCUUCCAGCCGUUCAGCUUGAGCGCCUCGCUAGAGACUCUGUUGAACCAGCGUUUCUUGCGUGUCGUCCAGCUAAGGCUGGAGCAUGAGCUCGGCUGGGCCGGAGCGGAAAUACUGGCAUGGGAGGCCGAGAAGCUUCAGAAGAAGCCUGUCGACAUCCUAAAGAGUAUGAGGAAGCAAAUACGGCAAGCCGAUGAGAAGGAAGCGGAGCUUGCCAGUAGCUACAACUUGCCACCUGAUCCUCUCCUAGGCAAUGAGCGCUCCGCUCCGCUGAAUCUUCCCUUGCUGGCUUUCUGUUACUUGCUACGACGGUUGACAUUGUGUCCUCGCUACUGCGUCGUGUGCCACGAAGAGCUCAAGACAGGGUAUGAAUCUCUCAAGCCGUAUGUCUGCGACACAGGACUCUGCACAUACCAAUAUUACAACCUCAACCUCGGCCCCACGUUGGAGUAUGAAAUCUGCGAGAAUACAGACAUCGUGGACCUCCUUGUCUCUAUCACAUACAUUGCCGCGAAAGAGUCGUCCACAGAAGGUCCCUUCCCUAUCGGCAUGGGUCUUCGUGUGCCACACAUGCCGGGGGUAACCGUGCCCAUGGACGAAGAAAAGCUCUGUGACUUUGAUCAGCUGACUCCGCUCCAAAUGUGUAAAUCUGUCGUUGAACUGUUCAAGUCGCUGCCUUCCAUUGCGUCCAUGAAGAAGCAUCUGGAGAAGCCGGUCGUCAUUGGAAGAUCCAAGCCCAAGCUUAGGGACGUGGCUCCCACUGUACCCAUUGCCGCAUGGUUGCUUCUUCGAUGGUGUGUUGGAUCCUGUAUGGCUCACUUGGAAGAAUUGCGCUCGCAAGAGGACCGUAUCACCAACAUAGAUCCUUCCUGGAGGCAGUUCCGCUUCAGUGUAGGUGCCCCUGACGCCGAGGCCAAAUUUCAAAGCGCCCUGGCAGAAGUGCAGCAGACCGAUGCCAACUCUGUAAAAUAUCCUUCACUCUAUGCGUUCCAUGGAUCCCCGUUGAAAAAUUGGCACUCAAUCAUUCGGCAUGGAUUGUGGUUCAAGACAGUUGCUCACGGAAGAGCUUACGGAGACGGUGUCUAUUUCGCGAAGGAUGGCACGGUCUCGCAAGGUUACUCAGCUCGGGCGCAGACUGGUUGGAAGAGCAGCUCACUCAACAUACAAUCAUGCGUUGCUCUCGCUCAAAUCGUCAACAUGCCCUCGCGAUUCGUGAGCACGAACCCUUAUCUGGUGGUUGCGAACACGAAUUGGAUCAUCUGCCGAUACCUUCUCGUCCAUUCCGCCAAUCCAGAUGCCGCAGCAGAAGAGCGAUCUACCGAACUCAGCAUUCCGUAUGUCGAGUUAGAUCCCGCCAAUCGGUUGACGAUGGCCACUAGAGAGGUGCAAGUCCCGGAACCUUCCUACAGGCUCGAGAAGCUUCUGUCUGCACGACGUGAUGAAUACCUCGAGGUCGACUAUGACGCGGACGACAUGACUGUUUUCAAGAACGGCGAGACCAUCUCCCAAUCACCAACGAACGCGCUGCAGGGGGCAACAGAUGAAAGCGAUUGGGUCCAUGAUCCUGUCUGGGUGAACGCUAGCAUCGAGAACGUACUGCCUCCCCCUUCGGAGUCCAGUCUGCAAGCAACGAUGGCGGUGCAGAGAGAGCUAAAGGCGAUGCUGAAGGAACAAGAACAAGCGAAGACAAUGAGAGAGCUCGGGUGGCAUUUGCCGACAGAAUUCAUAGGAGAUAAUUUGUACCAAUGGAUCGACCUUGCGAUAGCCAAGGAUAUGGAAGCCCGAAACGUCACUUCUCUUGUCUUCGAGAUCCGAUUUCCCCACACGUUCCCCCAUAGCCCGCCGUUCUUUCGUAUCUUAAAGCCGCGACUUCUGCCCUUUAUCUUGGCAAGCGAGGGCGGUGGAGGACAUGUAACGGGUGACAGUCUUCUAGGUGGUUCUAUGUGCAUGGAUCUACUGACGGCCGAUGGCUGGCUGCCAAGCUACAGCAUUUCGGCUAUCUUGCUACAGAUCAAACUAGCUAUAUCAAACGUGGAGCCUCGUCCCGCCCGACUUGCGCAGAAUUGGGACGUACCUUACGGAAUGCAAGAAGCGUUAGACGGCUACAAAAGAGCAGCAAAUACUCAUGGAUGGACGAUCCCGCGAGGGUUGGAGAAACUCGCACGUUGA